Molecule: messenger RNA, 1235 nt
Organism: Portunus trituberculatus (swimming crab)
Lineage: Eukaryota; Metazoa; Arthropoda; Malacostraca; Decapoda; Portunidae
Gene: MED4
Product: mediator of RNA polymerase II transcription subunit 4-like
Exons: 6
Coding region: 162-938 (258 amino acids)
Biological process (GO): regulation of transcription by RNA polymerase II
Cellular component (GO): core mediator complex; mediator complex
Molecular function (GO): transcription coregulator activity
Source: RefSeq, a predicted model, not a curated record
GGAGGUUGAAUAUUACGGAAGGCCCAAUAUUACAAGAUGCUUGGUGCCGUUGCAAAGGCAAUCUCCUGUCUCUGUCGUUGAUUUCUGACAACAACAAGAGUUAGAGGCAAGCCAGAAGGGCCCAAGCUACAAACAACAUAGAGCCUCGCGCAAGCUUCACUAUGGCUUCUAUCAGCACUAAAGAGAAAUUACUUUCGCUCAUUGACGAUACUGAACUCAUAUCAAAGCAGGUAUUGCAGCAUACAGCUGAGGUGUAUUUUUCCGGCAGAGAACUCUUGGAGAACAGCAUUGCCCCAAAACAACAGAGACUGUCUUCUGCUGACCUUGCACAGCUGAUUGAACUACUUAUAAUGAAAGAUGGAGAGUUGAAGGAAACAAUCAAACUGGCCAAUGAUCAGGCAAGAAUAGCCAGCAUCAUGGACAUGGUACAGGCUGAAGUGGAUCGUCAUGACCAGAUGAUUCUACAACUGGAGAAGCAACUUUAUGAUGCUCACCAUAUGCUGUCCAUGGCGCUAUAUCAAGCACGGCACAAAAUGCAGAGCAUCCUCCGAGCCAACAAACGACCUGUCAACAGUGAGGAGCUGAUCAAGUAUGCUCACCGCAUCUCCUCCACUCACUCUGUAUCAGCACCAGACACCUGGCAACAGGGAGAUCCUAGACGGCCUUAUCCUAUUGAUCUCGAAAUGCGAGCUGGAUUUCUGGGUCAGAAUGGACAUGCACUGCACACACACACCCAUCUUGCUGACUCCUUGGCUAGAGGGCACCAUGCUGAGCCUACCUCAUCAGGACUUGGUGGCACUUUCUCAUGGCAGCCAUCUGGGGACUUGCAAGUACAUGUGGGAAAUCACACAUCUGUUGUGGUGGAGAAGAAAGAACAGGAAGAUGUGGAAGUGAUGAGCACCGAUUCAUCAUCUUCUUCCUCUUCGGACUCUCAGUGACCUGAUUCAAGCCUAGAAAUUCCCCUUCAAACAGUUUACUGUGUAUUGCAAAGGGGCAAAGCAUUGGUAUGUGGACUCACAUGCAGCAAUGUUGAGUACAUACUGCUUUUUCAAUGAAACGUGUGUGUGGUGCUCACCUGCCUGCCUCUGCCUGUGGUGUUAAAGCAUGGAUGGGACAUAAAGCCAAGCAGUGAUGUAAAUGAUGAACACUUCAACAUCAAUUAGAUGUGAGUCUACUAUUACUGGAGAAUGUCUUUUUUAUUUUGUUUGUUUUGAAUGAAAUACAGAUACUGCAAA